AUGAGCUCGGGUCGCCGCUGCUGCUAUGUAGGAAAUGCCCAAGCAGCAGUUGUUGCGCUGUCUACGAAGAAGAACUCAAGUUCGUGUCCUAUUGCGGUGUGCAAGAGAGAAUUGCGGACCGGCAAGCAUGUGUUCACCGAUGCCCGUGAGAGAGAGACCGCUAUCGCUACCUUGAGCGGAUGGGCCGAGGCGGGAGAGGGUAGGGACGCGAUCAGCAAGUCCUUCUGCUUUUCCGACUUCAACCAGGCUUUCGCCUUCAUGACAAGAGCCGCGCUUGUCGCAGAAAAGAUGGACCACCACCCCGAAUGGUUCAACGUGUACAACAGGGUGGACGUGACGCUCUCGACGCACGACUUGGGAGGGCUCUCCCGGAAGGACAUCAGGCUAGCGCAGAGAUUAGAUGCGUUCGCCAAAGAUGCGCCGGAGGCACUGCCAUGA
Messenger RNA from Ectocarpus siliculosus, 438 nucleotides. The record is from the annotation of a GenBank genome assembly. Lineage: Eukaryota; Phaeophyceae; Ectocarpales; Ectocarpaceae.